AUGCCUUCGCACCACGCCCACGACGACGAGCGCACUGCGCCGCAGCACUACGGCCAGAUCAUUGAGUACAUCCAAGACCGUUUGUACCUGGCCUCGUACACCUCUACUCCCAACGCGCACACUCCGUUUCCCUACCCUUCUAGCUCCAGGGAACGGAGGUCUCCAAGCAAGCGCUCGGCCAAGGCUCAGGCGGGCCCGACCUCGCCGUCCAAGUCGCACCCGCCACCCGUCUACUUCUCCAUCGACCGCAGCCUCCUCUACAACGCCUUCCAUGCCGACUUCGGCCCGCUCCACAUCGGCCAUCUCUACCGCUUCGCUGUCCAGCUUCACGAGGUGUUGGGCGACCCCAACAAUGAGGACAGGCCUGUUGUUUUCUGGAGUUCUGCCGAUUCAAGGAGUCGCGCUAACUCCGCCUGCCUUCUCGCUUGCUACAUGGUCCUAAUCCAGAACUGGCCCCCCCACCUUGCGCUUGCGCCCAUCGCCCAGAUGGACCCCCCGUGCAUGCCCUUCAGAGAUGCAGGCUACAGCCAGGCCGAUUACGUUCUUAACAUCCAGGACGUUGUCUAUGGCGUGUGGAAGGCCAAGGAGGAGGGAAUCUGCAGCCUGAAGGACUUCAGCCUUGAAGAGUACGAGAAGUACGAGCGCGUGGACAUGGGUGAUUUCAACUGGAUCUCGCCCGACUUCCUUGCAUUCGCCUCGCCGCAGUUCGCACCCACUCACGUCAUCCCCCCUUCAUCGCCGAUCUACUCUACCAUUCCGAAGACUGUGGCAGAGCUGCAGCAAGCUAAGAUCCCGACGCCAUUCAAGAAUGUCCUUUCCCAUUUCUCCACCCGCAACAUUGGUCUCGUGGUCCGCCUCAACUCCGAGCUUUACUCUCCUACCUACUUCACCGCCCUUGGCAUCCAGCACCUGGACAUGAUCUUCGACGAUGGCACGUGUCCGCCUCUCAACCUCGUCCGCAACUUCGUCAACCUCGCCCACGAGAUGAUCACGGUCCGCAAGAAGGGCAUCGCCGUGCACUGCAAGGCUGGUCUUGGACGGACUGGCUGCCUGAUCGGAGCCUACCUCAUCUACAGGCAUGGUUUCACCGCCAACGAGAUCAUCGCUUUCAUGCGUUUCAUGCGCCCUGGUAUGGUCGUUGGUCCCCAGCAGCACUGGCUGCACCUGAACCAGGGAACUUUCAGGGAGUGGUGGUUUGAGGACUGCAUGAAGGAGAAGCUUGCUGCUCUGCAGCCGGCGACUCCCACCAAGGGCCUGGCCAGGCAGCGUCUUACCAGCAAUGGCCAGACGCACACGCCUCCCAACGCCAGCCCCAAGCGUUCGGCUUUGGGAGAAAUCUCGUCGAACGAUCAACGCGCGACAUCUAUGUCAGGAAAUGGAGUCAACGAUGAAAAUCUUCCAGCACCUACGCCUGGCCAACCCCGAAAGACAAGCAAGCUUUAUGGCAACGGCAGCGCUAGGCACAAGUCGCCGCGCCGGGUACAUGAGGAGGAGACGUACGUACUUCCGGAUGUGGAGGAUGAAGCUGUCGAGUCGCAACGCAACAUCACGCAAGACGUAGCCGACGAAGAGGAGGAGGCGCAGCUUCGACUGUUGGCCAAGCGCGCUGCUUCAAGGUCACCGAGUUCGAAGUCGCCCAAGUCUGUGGGAAGCAAUACCAAGAGGAGGGCUGUAAGCUGCACUACCACAACAACAACCUCGACGACGACAACCACCUGGAACGGCGGCGAGAGCGACAUCGAGAACCGAUCCAUUCGGCCAAAGACACCGUCGGGAAAGGCUGGUAGUGGCUCCGGCGCGAUCAACGUCGGGAAGACAAGGAGCACUCCGGCGAGGCGUAGCGCUGAGGGCAAGACGGGCGUACGAAAGACCAGCGGCAGAGUCGGCAGUCUGGGCAGCGCGAGGGUCAAAUGA
Molecule: messenger RNA, 1914 nt
Organism: Lasiodiplodia theobromae
Lineage: Eukaryota; Fungi; Ascomycota; Dothideomycetes; Botryosphaeriales; Botryosphaeriaceae
Product: Tyrosine-protein phosphatase cdc14
Exons: 4
Coding region: 1-1914 (637 amino acids)
Biological process (GO): regulation of exit from mitosis; positive regulation of cytokinesis; protein dephosphorylation
Cellular component (GO): centrosome; nucleolus; mitotic spindle pole body
Molecular function (GO): protein serine/threonine phosphatase activity; protein tyrosine/serine/threonine phosphatase activity
Source: RefSeq, a predicted model, not a curated record